Molecule: messenger RNA, 5245 nt
Organism: Homo sapiens (human)
Lineage: Eukaryota; Metazoa; Chordata; Mammalia; Primates; Hominidae
Gene: SMARCB1
Product: SWI/SNF related BAF chromatin remodeling complex subunit B1
Exons: 9
Coding region: 205-1416 (403 amino acids)
Biological process (GO): RNA polymerase I preinitiation complex assembly; chromatin remodeling
Cellular component (GO): nBAF complex; SWI/SNF complex; npBAF complex
Source: RefSeq, marked reviewed
GCCAGCGCCUGCGCACUGAGGGCGGCCUGGUCGUCGUCUGCGGCGGCGGCGGCGGCUGAGGAGCCCGGCUGAGGCGCCAGUACCCGGCCCGGUCCGCAUUUCGCCUUCCGGCUUCGGUUUCCCUCGGCCCAGCACGCCCCGGCCCCGCCCCAGCCCUCCUGAUCCCUCGCAGCCCGGCUCCGGCCGCCCGCCUCUGCCGCCGCAAUGAUGAUGAUGGCGCUGAGCAAGACCUUCGGGCAGAAGCCCGUGAAGUUCCAGCUGGAGGACGACGGCGAGUUCUACAUGAUCGGCUCCGAGGUGGGAAACUACCUCCGUAUGUUCCGAGGUUCUCUGUACAAGAGAUACCCCUCACUCUGGAGGCGACUAGCCACUGUGGAAGAGAGGAAGAAAAUAGUUGCAUCGUCACAUGGUAAAAAAACAAAACCUAACACUAAGGAUCACGGAUACACGACUCUAGCCACCAGUGUGACCCUGUUAAAAGCCUCGGAAGUGGAAGAGAUUCUGGAUGGCAACGAUGAGAAGUACAAGGCUGUGUCCAUCAGCACAGAGCCCCCCACCUACCUCAGGGAACAGAAGGCCAAGAGGAACAGCCAGUGGGUACCCACCCUGCCCAACAGCUCCCACCACUUAGAUGCCGUGCCAUGCUCCACAACCAUCAACAGGAACCGCAUGGGCCGAGACAAGAAGAGAACCUUCCCCCUUUGGUGUGGAUGCAUCGCUGCACUCACCCUCCGUGCUGAUUCCGCCUUAGUUCUCCACUUUGAUGACCAUGACCCAGCUGUGAUCCAUGAGAACGCAUCUCAGCCCGAGGUGCUGGUCCCCAUCCGGCUGGACAUGGAGAUCGAUGGGCAGAAGCUGCGAGACGCCUUCACCUGGAACAUGAAUGAGAAGUUGAUGACGCCUGAGAUGUUUUCAGAAAUCCUCUGUGACGAUCUGGAUUUGAACCCGCUGACGUUUGUGCCAGCCAUCGCCUCUGCCAUCAGACAGCAGAUCGAGUCCUACCCCACGGACAGCAUCCUGGAGGACCAGUCAGACCAGCGCGUCAUCAUCAAGCUGAACAUCCAUGUGGGAAACAUUUCCCUGGUGGACCAGUUUGAGUGGGACAUGUCAGAGAAGGAGAACUCACCAGAGAAGUUUGCCCUGAAGCUGUGCUCGGAGCUGGGGUUGGGCGGGGAGUUUGUCACCACCAUCGCAUACAGCAUCCGGGGACAGCUGAGCUGGCAUCAGAAGACCUACGCCUUCAGCGAGAACCCUCUGCCCACAGUGGAGAUUGCCAUCCGGAACACGGGCGAUGCGGACCAGUGGUGCCCACUGCUGGAGACUCUGACAGACGCUGAGAUGGAGAAGAAGAUCCGCGACCAGGACAGGAACACGAGGCGGAUGAGGCGUCUUGCCAACACGGCCCCGGCCUGGUAACCAGCCCAUCAGCACACGGCUCCCACGGAGCAUCUCAGAAGAUUGGGCCGCCUCUCCUCCAUCUUCUGGCAAGGACAGAGGCGAGGGGACAGCCCAGCGCCAUCCUGAGGAUCGGGUGGGGGUGGAGUGGGGGCUUCCAGGUGGCCCUUCCCGGCACACAUUCCAUUUGUUGAGCCCCAGUCCUGCCCCCCACCCCACCCUCCCUACCCCUCCCCAGUCUCUGGGGUCAGGAAGAAACCUUAUUUUAGGUUGUGUUUUGUUUUUGUAUAGGAGCCCCAGGCAGGGCUAGUAACAGUUUUUAAAUAAAAGGCAACAGGUCAUGUUCAAUUUCUUCAACAGGUCAUGUUCAAUUUCUUCAAAGUUUUAACAUAAAAAUAAUGAGAGCCAGGAGUGGGGCCGGGGCCUGGGGGGACGAAGGUGGUAUGUGAACAAGGUUGGCACACAGGCCUCACCCUCCUCUGCCUCAGAUUCCCAAGUGGGCAGGUGGGGGUGAAUGGGGCUCCGGGUAGCACCUCAGCUCCUCUCAGCUCCCCUCAGCCUGUUCUCCUUCCAGACCCAGAGAGCUGAGAAGAGUAGCUGUGAGGCUCAGGGCAAGAGGCUCUCUGCCUUUCAGGAACAGCCCUAACCCUGCUCCCCUUGCUUGGCCUCAGGAAGGUGCCGCGAGCUCUCCUGCCGUCCCUGGGCCGCCCUGGCUCUGCUGUGUCCAGAUGGUCAGGCUACUGCCAGCUGGGGCCUUGCUGCUCUGAAGUCCCCUGCGGAGGGCCCAGUCCUGUGUGGGCACUGCUGGGCUGUCGCCAGCCUGGGUGCAGGAGGGCUGUUCUAGCUCCAGUGGCACCCAUAGCCAGGUCAGCUGGGGCCCUUUCCCACCCCAGCAGGUGCUGUGGCCUGGGCCAGCUCCUGCCUUACAAGCCAGCUGUGAGGAAUAUGGGAAUAGCCCUCCCGGCCUGGUGCCAGCUCUUGGAGUUGACACGGUACAGGGAGGAGACACAGCCCAGGGUCCCUUCCCAGCCCUGCCUCCAAGGAGUUCAUGUCCCCUCUGUUCUCAUCUGUAAUAGGGAGGUGUCCCCAUUCUUCAGAAUGGACACAGGAUCUGGGAGGGCAGCAAACUGGCUCGCAGCUCCAGCCUUACUGAAGAGAAUGGGCACAGAUCCGGGCACAGAUCCCAGCACAGACUGCUGCCACCCUCAGCUGUUGGCAGGUCCCAUGCUGCCAGGGCAGGGCUAGGGUCAGAGGCUGCUGUGCUCCCUGGAAGUGGGGUAGGGCCCCAUGUGGGGCAGAGGCAGAGCUCUGAUUAGGGAUUGGGGUUCUUGGUCGCUGAGAUGUGAGAGGAGGGCUCCUUUGAGCACAUGUUAGCAUGGGACUCUUCCCAGGGAGUUUGCACUCAGGGCCUCUGCCCUCCAUCAAAGAGUGGAACUCCCCAGAGCCCCAUGCACAGCAAGGGGACAGCUGGGCCUUACUGGAAGGCCUUGAACAAAGGGGAAGAUUCCCAGCCCAGCUGCUCUUAGACAUGAACAGGUUUCAUUGCUGAGGUGUUUGUUCUGUCCAUGAGGUAGGAACCUCGGCAAUGAAAGGGUGAGGCAGCCCUGUGUCUCCACAACUGGGGGGAUGGAAGGAACCUUGGCUGCCUCACCCCACAGGUCGGGCAGGGCCACCUGGCUGGGAGGUGCCGGGAAGGCUGGGCCCUCACUCCUGACCGCCAGCUCACACCGCCGCAAAGCCAUCUCCACAAGGUCUGGCUACAACACGGAGGGCAGACUCAACAGAGAACAGUGUUGUUACCAUGAAAAUGACAACCUGUCUUUGGAGGAGGCCCCGUGCCACUGAGCAUCCAGAAAUAAACCACAACAUGGACAGGCUUAGAACAACAAGGAAAGCUGCCAGGUCAGAAGAGAAAAAUGAGCCACAGGGGUCGGAUAAGGCUCACACACGUCCUCAGCUAAAAAGGGCAGGAACAGAACCUUCCAGAAGUCCCUGCCUCACCCAGUCUCAGAACUCUGCUAAGGUGAAAACUUAGGCUCUGAGGUCAUAGAAAGGGCAGAAGACCUAGUCCUGGCCCUCUUCUGCACCUGAAUCCAUGGGGCUUUGGCAUCACCAGAUGAAAAAUGAGGCAUACGCCCACCUGUCAGGGUGGCUGAUGAGAGACAGGAGAGGCUAGAUUGGCAUCAGCCUGAAGGCACCACUGGCAGGAACAUCUGUAGGCUGGUUUGGCACAACCUAGGAGACGCCUGUCCUGGCCCCAGCAGCCGAAAUCUGGUGAACUUCCCCGCUGACUGGCAGGUAGCAGAGGCCUAUGGUGGGCAGGACUUGCCCAAGGCCCUGGUGGGGCCAGGAUGAGAACCCUGAGCCUGUCACCUGUGAGCUCAAAAGCUCUGCCUGGCAACCUGUGAGCUCAAAGCUCUGCCAGGCAACCAUGGGCAGUUUCUUUGCCCUCUGUGGGCACCCCUAUCCUACCACCUGCAGUUGGGCUGAGAGGCCACACUGAGUGAGGACGGGGCAGGCAUAGAAGGAUGUGGCCAGGUGAGAUGGGGAAGCCAGUGCUGUGGGCCAAGAGACUGCAGCUCAUUCUGUUUAUUCAGGUGGGCCCUUGCAUGGGCCCAGCCUUUAGGAUGGGUUUUUUCUGCCCCAAGUAGGGGUCAUGGGUAGGAUGGAAGCUGCCAGAAGCCUCUUAGGCCUGGCCCUGGGUGGGGGUCACUGCUGCGGGGGUGGCAGAUGGGGUCCUGGCUGUUCCUCAGGGAGGGGCAGGUAAUUGGGGUCUUCUGCAGGGGCAUCCAGGAGCAGCUUUCUGUGGGGAGGGGCCCGUGUUGAGCACAGGCCAGCACAGGUCCCCAUCGGUGGGGAUCCUUCUGAGGGUGGGGAGAGGGAGGGAGGGCUCUCAACACUCACAGGAAGCCAGGGGUCUGCAGGAGCCUCUUGCCUCCAGGCUGGUUGGGGAAGACGUCCUCCAGGAAGUAGUAGAUAUGGCCCACCGCAAUCCCUGUGAGACAGCCACGGACUGUGGGGUCACCCUCCACAGCCCAGAGUCCUAGACCAGCAGAGCCUGCCCCAGGCCCCCAUCCACAGCCUGGUGGCCCUGCAGGCCCCACAGCAUGAGUGCCCCAAAGCCUUGCACAGAGUGCCAGCCCCGGGUUGGCCGUGAAGGACAAGCUUAAAAGGCCCAGAAGCAGGCAGGACCCAGGGAGGGGAGGGCCUGAGAAUAGUGGAGGAGUGGGAGCCAUGGGGCAGGAACCCUGACCCUCCCAUCCUCACUCCCAUCAGGACCGUGCAAGCAUCAGUAGAUCCGUCCUGACGAUGCAAAUUAUGUGGGCCGGCUGGCUUGAGGGGCUGUAAGAGCACAGCAGCUGGGAGGGCAGGAAGAUGGGGAUGGAGCCAGGUGUGAGGAGAACUCCAGCAAGGAUGGGAGAGGGGCCCCAGGGCAUAAGCAGCGUGUCCUGAGGGGAGUGGCCAGCCUGGGGCGGACUAGAUGUACCGGGAGGCUCACCCAGCAGGUCCACGAGGAUGGAGUUGCCCAGCAGCAGCGAGAAGCCCAUGAGCGCCCAAGGCAGGAACGGUGCCUGGAAAGUGAGCAGGCCGAAGAAGUUGACCCUCACCCGAGGGCUGCGGCGGCUCCACACGUACACCAGCAUGGCCAUGAGGGCCUGGCCCAGGAAGAACAGGCUGCCCAGGAGUCCCAGCAGCUGGGCCAGAGUCAAGGUGCUCCGGUGCAGGCCUCAGCCCAAGCCCAGGGCCCCUCUGACUUCCCAAGACCCUGGAAUUCUUCCCCUCAUCUCCCCUAUGUGCUAUUCCCUCAUCAAGAUGAGCCAGUCCAAUAAAGGCGACACACUCCACGGGC